CCAGUAGUAUCUUUAACCUCUGAACCUCCGAGUGUGCCAGUCCUCCGCCAUAUUCACUGUUGUCUUCACUGGAGGAGAUAGAGAACAUUUUCAGGUCCGAGAAGAAACGAAAGUGUGCUAGUUAAAUUACCGAAACUGGUGCAAACUUGUCCAAAGCGCAUCGUUAACACCGACGUAAUGGCAAGGAAGAAAAGCAAGCAGCAAACGGUCGCCCAGAAAGAGCUUGUGCCUGGACAGCAGCAGAGCGCAGCGAAGAGCCCUGUCUCUCCCGGCGAUGCAGCUGGCGGUGGCGGCGGAGAUGCUGGGCUGGAUAGGCUGUCCAACACCAGGGCGAACCAGCCCAUGCACACCUGCUGUCUCCUGUGCCACCGAGAAUUCAAGGACUGGGGAGCGGGUUCAGUGAACGGGAUUCCCGCGGGUCACGGGACGAAGCUGGCUGACGCCGUGCCCGCACUUUCCCAGGCCUUAUUGCGGGAGGCGCCGGGUCGGAAGCUGGCCGACGCGGUGCCGUCGCUGUCCCAGUCCCUGCUCGGAGAGGUGCCUCUGUGGAUCUGUCAGAGCUGCUGCAAGAGCGUGGAGGAGGAGGAGAGGAGGAGCACGCAGGAGCAGCAGACAUUGGUACCAUUGUCACACUCUUCCUCUUGUAAGUCCCAAAGCUGUGGGAACGGUUACCCGGAGCAAAGCACUGUGGACUGGGACCCCAGUUCCUUCCUGUCAGCUCACAAACUGUCAGGCCUCUGGAACUCGGCCCACGCCAACGGAGGGGAGCACUGCAACCACAACGCAUCUUCACACUCGCAGCAAGGUAGCACAGGUGGAAUGACCUGUCAUGAGAAAAGAGGACUUCAUGAAGCGCCUGGGAAAUCUGCGAAAACGUCGGGACCCAAAGCCUGUCCCUACAGUCACCCGUCGUCCCAGAAUUCCAGUGGAUCUUCCUCCACUGGGAACUCUCUGUCUACCUCUGCAGACCUUUGUAAGACCACUCCCAAGCACUUCAAGACCAUGUGUCGUCGACCAACCCCACCAGGUGAAGCCUUUCAUCCCAACGAUCACCAUCAACACACAGACUUGUCGGUUCCCCCCAACAGUCCCACGGGCCUUUCGUCGCAGCAUUCCUCCCUCCUGCCUCCAAAGCCGAACUCUGGGCAGCAUGGUCACGUAACCUCCUCCUCCUCUUCUGCCACCUCCUCCUCCUGUGGUGCUGCUGUGGCAGCUCAUGCUUCUUUCUCGCCGCUGGUACCAAACCUCCACAGCCCCGCAGCCAAACUCAGCUCACCGAGUCCAGACAGCCCAACAUCUGUCCAUAAGCCCAGCCCGUGCAAAAACUCCCACAUUCCUGCUGUGAACAUGCAACACAACAGAGUGGGAACGUCUCUAAUGGGCUGCAGCCACUCCUGUAACGGACACAGCCAAGGAAAUGUGGCCAAUUCGAAUUUGGGACAUUUAACAGCUGGAGCCUGCAGGGAUCAGGCGUGUAAGGGACAUAAAGUGACAAACGGGAUGCUGUGUCACCCUUCAUCUGAGCUGGAGGAGGGGGAGGAUGAAGACAGCAGCUCUGAAAGGAGCUCCUGCGCCUCCUCAUCCACCAACCAGAAGGACGGGAAGUACUGCGACUGCUGCUACUGCGAAUUCUUCGGACACAAUGCGCCUCCAGCUGCACCGACUAGCCGAAACUACGCCGAGAUCCGAGAGAAGCUUCGCUCGCGUCUGACCCGGCGUAAAGAGGAGCUGCCUCAGCGCCAAGACUCAGAACUGAUGGCGUCUGGUGCCAUUGACAACAGGGACGUGGACGAGCUGCUAGACUUCAUCAACAGCUCCGAGCCCAAACCUGUCAACAGUGCCAAAGCUGCCAAACGAGCUCGACACAAACAGAAGAAGAAGGAAAAAGCUCAGCAGAACAACUUGGGCGCUGCAGGCAGUGAAGCCCAGACCAGUCCUGCUGACGACACAGUGGACGAGCCCAUUCCCGAUGGUCCAGAAGCCAGCCGGCUCCUCGACUGGCCUCAGCUGGAGCUUGAACGGGUCAACAGUUUCCUCACGAGUCGACUAGAAGAGAUCAAGAACACCAUCAAAGACUCGAUCCGGGCCUCAUUUAGCAUGUACGACCUCAAUCUGGACGUCAAUGAUUUCCCAAAAAAGGCAGCCACGUUGGAGGGGAACCAUUUACUGUCCCACCUUAAUGGUUCCUCUGACAUGCAGCAGAUAGACCUGGACCUCUCUCCUCUUUCUCUAGGAACCUUUAAAAACCACCUGGACUUGGUUAAUGGAUGGGAGGACACAAACGUUGCCCCACCCGCAAACUCUGUCACCAACACUUCAUUGGGGCUCAAUGCUGCCUCUAAGGACACCCAGCGGUUGCACACUACUAGCGGACUCUCAAAGCUCAUAAGAGCUCACUCUCCUGAACAAUGCACUUCCACUGGACCUGACAGUUUGCUGCAGGUGCCAGCUCAAACAACAGCUAAAACAAAGGAGGAUACCACCGAUCCCAAGAGCGCAGCAGCUGGGAAUGGUGGUGCAAAGUCAAAGAAGACUAAAAAGCAGCAGAGACAGGAGCAAACUGUGUUAGAGCAGAAUUCAAACAAACUGACCAAAGCCGCCUCUGUAAACGAAGCACAGAAAGCCAAUGAGUCUAAAGAAGGGGCAUCUAAUAACUUGAAGUCUGGAAACAAACAACCUCAGAUUUCUGCAGACAGCCAGAGGAACGGGCCUAAGAAAACUGAGGAGGUCAGAUCAUCCAAACAGGCAACACACGCAGCAAAUGGGGCCUCCUCUGGUGUGCAAAGAGGAAAAUUUGAUACAGAGACCCGAGGAGGAGGAGGCGGUAGUCGGUUUGAGCAGGAAUCAGAAAGCAAAGCUCAUCCCAGCGUUCCUGCAAAUGGACCUCACCAGCAGCAGUCCAAGGGGAAAAACAAGAAGAACAGGAAUAAGGGAGAAAAGUCCAGCAGUGCUAUUGAUGACGUAUUUCUUCCAAAAGAUGUGGAUCCAACAGAAAUGGACGAGAUUGAUCGGGAAGUUGAGUACUUCAAAAGCAGGAGGCAUCAGUUUCAGGGGGAGCACAAGAAGGUUCAGAGAGGGUUCAUGAAGGUUCACAGGCAGUAUCUGAAGAUGUGGCCAGGAGUGAGGACGACAGAGAGGCGGAGAAAGGGAAAGGCAGACAUGAGGAGGGAACAAAAGAAGAAAAGAGUUUUGUCUCGACUCUGCUAAACAAACUCGUCAGAAGGUAGCGGUGAACUGGUCCAACUUCAGCCUCAAAAAGGUUUCUUCCAAUGCAGCUGAAUAACGUGGUCGGGUGUCGGGGGAGGGAGGACCACAACUUCACUCCACAGAUACUUUCAGUAGAGCCCUGUUUGACCCGAAGCCUUCUGUCAUCCCCAUCCCUCUUCUCUCAACGCCAAGGGACCCUGGUUAAAAAUCACCAUCAGAAGACCAAAAGUCUAUUUGAGGAAAAGCCUGUGAGCGUUCUCGAGGCCAACUGUUUUCUGUCAUUGCAAAGAAUGAUAUACAAGACAAAUGCAUCCAUGUACUUACAUAUGUAGUAUGUAAACUAUUAUCUUACAUGAAAUAAAUGGUUUUAUCACAAAUCUAAGACAUGUUAAACUGAUGAAUCAAUUCAAGUUGGUGCUCAUCACCCAGGUAAUUUCCACAACCCCAAAUCAGAAUUUGUCUUCCUCUGUACAUUUGUCCAAAAAGUCCAUUUGGAUCUUAUAUUGAGGAAAAGACUCCACAGCCAUUGCAGCCUGUCGGUGCAUCUGUUUUUGUCACGGUUUUAAUCUGAGGCAUAUUUUAAGUGUGAAUCACAAGCUAAUUCAUGAAAUGGUAAACAGUGGACCUAGCUGCUUCAGCCAUCUUGUUAUGAAAUGUUUUAAAAAAUGAAAAAGCAUGACCAUUUUAAGUUAAUUUGACAACAGCACUAAUAUAAUCCCUAACUAUAUAUAUAUAUAUAUAUAUAUAUAUAUAUAUAUAUUGCAUUUGGCCUAUGGGAUGAAUUUUAAAGCCAAUGAAGGAUCUUUUCACAUGUAACCUUGAGCAUGAUGAUUUGUUGGACUGAAGAAACAGAACUCUGCUCCCCCUCGAGUUCUUUACUGACAAAGCUCGUGUGUGUGUUGCUUUUAGUGUCUGUCCCUUCUGUGGCAUUAGUGAUGAAUUUUUCUAGUGAUAUCCAAAAACACUGCAGUCUUUAGAAGACAGUUUGUUGCCUAUAAUCUGUUAUUUAAACUCUUUGCAACCUAUUGUGCAAUGCUAACGUUAGACCUAUGACACAAUGUUGCAUUUAAUUUAAAUUCUUGUACAUAAUGAGUUGAUAUUUUGCCCAAUCGAUCUUUUUUUAAUUUCCCAAGGGUUGUGUGUCAGCAUCCUGUUCUAAUUCUACUGCUCUUACCUGUAUUGUUAACUUGAAGGCAUCGCACUCCUAAACUUAUUUGUGUGGAGCCUUGCAACUCUCACAGAAGAAACCUUCAGGACUAUAGAUCCUUUAGGGUUUUUUACACCAGUAUAAAUGUUUUGAGCUGAAGGCUUUCAUGAAGAUUUAUUCUUUUUUUUAAAUCUGUGCAAGAUUUUGUUUUUAAUGUAAUAUCUGAUGCUUUCCAGGUUAUACUUAAUUAGAAAAGAUUAUCUUAAUGUUUCGAAUGUAGAUUUAUACUAUACCAACAAUAGCCAAGUGUAUGUUGGCUUGUUUCUUUUUUUAUUCACUUUUGAUACUGUGAAAAUCUUUCAUUCGGAAAGAUUAAAACAAUACAGUUUUGACUAAAUAAAGUGUGAUGUUUAUCUUUUA
This is a messenger RNA of Nothobranchius furzeri (turquoise killifish), 4774 nucleotides long. NCBI's taxonomy places the organism in Eukaryota, Metazoa, Chordata, Actinopteri, Cyprinodontiformes, Nothobranchiidae. The record is from RefSeq and is a predicted model, not a curated record.